Molecule: messenger RNA, 6241 nt
Organism: Cuscuta campestris
Lineage: Eukaryota; Viridiplantae; Streptophyta; Magnoliopsida; Solanales; Convolvulaceae
Source: the annotation of a GenBank genome assembly
CUACAAAUUAUCUCAAAGAUUCAACUAUGCUCUCAUUGGUACAUUCAACCGCCGACCAGCAUACAUUGUCGUGAAGAAUUUCUUACAGAGGCUGGGCUUCAAAGGAUCAUAUUCACUUGGAAAACUUUCUUCCAACCAGGUUCUCUUAAACUUUCAGUUAGAGGAAGAUUAUCAGAGAUUUUUUCUUAGACAAACAUGGUCUAUAGGUAGCCAUGUUAUGGUGGUUACCAAGUGGACUCCUGACUAUAUUGAAGGAGAAGACUGCCCUAUUGUUCCUGUCUGGGUUUCAUGCCCAAAGCUCCCCAUCUAUCUCCAUGAUCAAAGGGCUCUUUCCCUGAUUGGUUCAUCUAUAGGUAGGCCUCUUAAGGUGGAUGAGAACACUCUUAACUUCUCUCGCCCAGACUUGGCCAGAUUCUGUGUUGAAGUUGAUGUUUCCAAAGCUUUACCUUCCAAGGUCCACCUAAAAUUAGGGGAUAAAGACUCCUUUAUCUCUUUAAUUUAUGAGAAUGUUCCUCAUUAUUGCACUGAAUGCAAGAAGCUUGGUCAUCAUAAAGGAUCUUGCAAAAGAGAUGAACAAAGAAAAAUUGUGCAGGAAAAGGAAUCUAAUUCAGCCCCAAAGCUUCCAAAUCACUCUUACAAAGGAAAAGAACCAGCUAAGGAAGAAUGGACAAAAGUCACAGCAAGGAAUGGUGGGGUCAAUAAAGUCUGGAAAAGGAAAAUGGGCCCUUUCCAGUCAGGUCCUGGGGAAUGCUCAAACACUACACCUGUGGAACAAAAUAAACAGCUACAAGACAAGCUUCACACUGCAGGUACAGAUCCGGUCCCACUUCACCCUCAAAACACCAAGGAUAAGGACAGAGAGGGUAAAAAUCUUGCUCUUGUACUCUGGAAACCCUUACCAACAAUUGAAGAAUCAAUUUUUACCCCUCUUCAUUCAUUAGACAAUAAUGAUUCUGAUAGUGAUGAUUCGGAGUAUGAAGACCUGGGAGUGGUCAGUGACUUGCAUUGGAAAGAUGAAGCUCCUCUACAAACUGCAAAAGUAGAACAAAAAACCAUUGAUCAAUCUAUUAAAUCCAGGCUCAGUUCAGUCUAUGGGAUGCACAGUAGGGCAGAGAGAAUUCAUCUCUGGGAUUCUCUUAUGGAACACAAUCCUGAGGAACAGGCUUGGAUAGUUGGUGGGGACUUUAAUACUAUCGUUUCCCUCUCUGAACUCAAGGAAGCAGAAACUGAAGCUCUAAAGGCUCAGGAAAUCUUUGAGAGGGAAGACACUCCAGCCAAUAGGGAGGCCAGUAACCUAGCUAAUGCUAACUUAUUAAAAAUUUGUAAGCAGGAGGAGAGCUACUGGGCCCAAAAAUCAAACAUCAAAUGGCUUGCUGAAGGGGAUAUUUCUACAAAAUUCUUUCAUUCCUUUGUUAAAGGGAAAAGAAGAAAAGCCUCUAUUAGAUUCAUGAAAAACCAAGAAGGUAAGGAAAUGGUUGAUCAUGUUGAACUAUCCACUUAUAUAGCUAAACACUUUGAGAAUACUUUUACUGAGGAGCACAGUGGAAAUCUAGAUCCUAUUAUCCAACACAUUCCCACCCUUAUUACAGAACAUGAUAAUCAGGUCAUACUUCAGCUUCCCAUUGAGGAAGAGAUUAAAAGUGCAAUGUGGCAUCUUAAUCCCAAUAGUUCAGCAGGUCCAGAUGGAUUUAAUGGUGAAUUCUUUAGAUACUUUUGGGACACUAUCAAGAUGGACAUGGUCAGUGCUGUGCAGGAAUUCUUCUUAGGGAUACCACUGCCUAUGGCCUUUGGGAGCUCACUCAUCACUCUAAUUCCCAAGACUGAAGGGGCUAAAGAGAUUGGGGACUGUAGACCUAUAGCACUAUCUACUUUUUUCAGCAAGAUUAUAUCUAGAAUACUAUCAAGCAGAUUAGCUCCCCUUCUAGAUAAAAUCAUAUCCCCAGAGCAAGCGGGGUUUCUGAAAGGCAGAGUGCAAGACCUCCCUUUAUCUGUCAUCAACCUGAUCCAUUCUAAGUUAGCCAACUUCUUUUGGGGUUCUAAAUUUGGAAAGAACAAGCAUCAUUGGGCCAAGUGGGUUUCUCUUUGCAGACCUACAGGAGAAGGUGGUCUUGGAAUCAGAAGCUUAUUUGAUAUUCAAAGAGCUUCUGCCCUAAAGCUUUGGUGGAAGGCCAUCACUGGUGACACAAUUUGGGCACAGUUUGUGAAGAAUAAAUACUACAGGGACGGUCUUUUUGAAGCAAAGGUGUAUGACUCUGCAUCCUGGAAAAGAAUAUGUAGAAUUGCACCUCUGGGUUUUCAGCAUUCUAAUAUGCAAGAUAAUGAUAUCACAUGGGUAAAUGGGACCUUUACUUUCAAGGAAGCUUACUGGGCAGUUAGAGAAAGGGAUAUUAGCACUCAGUUUAACACUCUCUCCUGGAACAAAUUUCAAAUUCCUAAGGUGAAACUCUUCACUUGGAAAGCAGUCAACCAUUACCUUCCCUUUCCUAAGGUUCUUAACAAACUAUCAUUCAAUCUGCCUAGCAAAUGCAACUUCUGCAAUAAACAUGAGGCUACUGAUGAACACACACUACUGAGCUGUGAUUUUUCUGCAACAAUUUGGAAUGAUUUUGCUGAAUACUCUGGUGGCCCUAAAUGGAGAAGAGGAAGUUCUGAGCAAACGAGGGAUGCGAUGUGGGAUCGUAUCGAGGAGAAGUUCUUCACGGCGAUGAACAAGGACGGCUCCUACCGUACCCGGGACAAACUCACUUCCAAAUGGAGCCACAUCAACCGUAAAGUCCAAAAGUUUAUCGGAGUUUACGAGGAAUGCGCCCCGUCCCAGAGGAGCGGGACGAACAACGCCGAUGUUCUCCGGCUUGCCAUGACCAGGACGAGACGUAACACCGCUGCUUCCGCCCAAACGACGGUGACGAGUGACAACCCGGAACAGGGUAUGAUCGAUCCUGUCAAUGGGUUGGAAACAGCGUUGAAUAAUGUGGCUAACAUGAUGGCCAACAUUAUGGAACGGUUGGAUAAGGCUCUCCCUGGUCCAUCUGGUACCCGGGACAUCCCUGCCGGGCAACCCCGCCAGGUCCUGCGUACUGCGAGUUCUCCCAUCCUCCAAGAGCUUCAUGAUCCAGAGGAGGUCGAGAGGGAGAGACAGGCCGUUGCUAGACGCCGGGCGGAGGAAUUGGCCCGGAAUAGUAAGGUGAAUGGAGAUUGGGCCAAGGCUGCAAGCCAGGUCGUCGGCAAUGGAAACGAAAACCCGCGGGGAACUGUCUUUGAAAGGAUAUCUCGCCAAAAAGCUCACGUUAGUGAGAGGCUGGGGAAGAAUCCGGACAAAGCACCCCAGGGUUGGAUACGACCCCAGGCCAGCCAGGUGGCGUCUUCUAACCGUGAACCCUGGAAGCGAAACGGCCGCGGUGGGAGCCAAGCGCCGGUCCGGUCAUUGGUGGUUCUGGAUGAGGACGAAGUUCAAAGCCAAGUCAGCGACGCAUUGAUGUGCCGGUGUUUCUUGCAAACAGUAGAUAGCAAGGUGGCGGAUUGGGUGAACCACAUUCCUGCCGGAUCAAUCCGGACAUGGGAUGAAUUGGGAUUGCGGUUCUUGGAGCAUUUUGCCAGGAACUGCUGUCCCAAGAAGCAUUUCACUCAUCUGGCUUCAGUGCGGCAGAAGCACGGAGAGUCCUUGACGAAUUUCCUUAUCCAAUGGAGAAAAGAGUCCAGGGAGGUUGAAGGAACCGACGACAAAUCCAGGUUAGCCAUGUUCACGGCGGCAUUGCAGGACGGUCUCCUUCAUACUGAUCUCACGACUCAUCCCCCGGAUACCUUUGAAGAAGCAAUGGUCCGGGCCGGAAGGUAUGGCACAAACCCUGGGACCCCGAAGAAGCACAAAUCUGCCAAUCCAGUCUUCACGUUGCUGGUGGCUGAGGUCAUGGCCCACGCCACACAGCAGGGACUCAUGACUUAUCCGACCUAUUCUCAGAAGGUUUGCAAUGUGGAGGACACUGGAAAAUGGUGUGCUUACCAUCGCAAGAACGAUCACAAUACAAAGGAUUGCUAUACCUUGAAGAAUGAGAUGGCGAGGCUAAUCCACCGGGGCCAUCUGAAGAAGUUUGUACAGGAUGGCGAGGCGGGAAAUCCCGGGAACGCUCAGAAUGGGAAGCGUCGAGAUAAGGAGGUAGCCCAAGCUGAGGCACGGGAAAAACGCCACAUCGGGCUGGAAGAUGAAGAGAAGGAUUCAGAACCCGCACCGAACCGCCAGAAGAGACACCAUGGGUGUAACUUUAUCAUCGGAGGGAAUACUAGCGGAGAUUCAGCCACGAGCCGGAAGAAGUGGGCCAAUGCGACGAUGGUCAACAAGGCAACCAAACAGCCUGUCAAGUAUGAUACCCAAGUGGGAGAGGUGACCGCACAGCUCUUGAGGGCUGAGGAAAGACGUCCUAGAGUAGAAGUUGUCGGCGACAUUGAAGAAGUGGAACUGGAGCCUGGCACGCCGGGAAGGUUAGUCAGAAUUGGAAAGGGCCUGGGGUCUGAGCUCAGAUCACGAGUAAUCUCAGUCCUUAGGAGGUUCAUGAAGGUCUUUGCAUGGAGUCCAGAUGAUAUGCCAGGGCUAGAUCAUAGGAUUGCAGUUCAUCUCCUCAAUGUCCUGCGAGAUGCUAAACCGGUGAAGCAGAAGCGGAGGCAUUUGUCGCAGGAAAGGAGAGAUUUCGUGAAGAAGGAGGCUCACCGGAUUGUUGUGCUCACUAAUGAGCCUUUGGCGUCACUUACCCGAAGCCCGGCAGCAUCUGCCCGGAUGACCAAGUGGGCAGUCUUCAUCAGUCAGUAUAAUGUGGAGUUCAGGCCGCGUCCAUCAAUCAAGGGGCAGGAACUCGCCGACUUUCAGGUUGAGUGCACCGCCAGAGAAAUGACAAGAGCCCAGGUUGGAGUCCAGGUGGAAUAUGACUGGUGGGUAAUGAGCAUCGAUGGAUCUUCUGGGUCUCGAUCUUUCGGAGCAGGUAUCGUCUUGAUCACUCCGGAAAAUUUCCGGAUUUAUUACGCUAUCAGAUUUCAGUUCCACGUAUCCAACAAUGAAGCGGAAUACGAGGCCCUGAUCAAUGGGCUGAAGAUUCUGGGCAAGUUGGGAGUGUCUAGGGUUCAAGUAUUCAGCGACUCCCGACUAGUGGUGGGACAAAUCACGGGGGAGUUUGAAGAAAAGGAAGAGAGGAUGAAGAGGUAUCGAGAUUUAUCAUUGGAAAUGUUGGGAAGGUUCGAGUUUAAGCUUGAACAUAUACCCCGGGCGCAGAACGCGGAGGCUGAUGUUCUAUCCAAGCUUAGCGCAGAAUCACCAGAGUACAUAAGCAAACUAGCAACUGUUGAGGAGCUGGCAACUCCGAGUCUUAACAGAGAUGAAGUGUUCUGGGUAUCAGCUGAUCCCCUGGAAUGGUUGGACAGGACAAUCAUAAAUGGAAUAAAAAAGAAGCUGCUUUCAGAGGGAAGUAAAUGGGUGGAUGAACUACCCAGGAUCCUGUGGACAUACAGAACAACUCCAAGGAGAGCUACGGGUGACACUCCUUUCGGCUUAGCCUAUGGUUUUGAAGCCCGGGCUCCCGCUGAGGCAGUAAUCCCUACCAGGAGAGAGAUAGAAUAUGACCCGGAAGUAAAUGAACAGAAUCAAGCCGUAGAACAGAACUUCGUAGAGGAACGAAGGGAUGAAGCACGGAUCCGGGCAGAGAAUUAUCGUCGCCAGGUGAAAUCUUACUUUGAUAGUAGAGUAAAACCAAGGGCAUUCCAGGUGGGGGAUUACGUCCUGAGGAAGCGAGAGAAGAGUCAACCAACUAAGGGUGGGAAGGUGGCUAAGAAAUAUGAAGGACCUUAUAUCAUCAAGGCCGUUGUUCGCCCAGGGUUGGGAUUGGACUUUGAGGGCCUUUACAACCUGGAAUUCGGGAAGAACAGCAAACAGACUUCGAGGGCUGAAGCUUAGUAUUCCACCAACACAGAUCAACCGAGCAAACAAACUUCGAGGGUUUGGAGCUCAACUGAUCUAAGGUAGAUAAGAUUAUGCCUUAACCCAGAGGAAAGGAGGUCAGGGGCAGGUGAGGUAGGUUCCCAUGGCAUGUCCAAAUCCCGGGAGAUGAGAUUUUAUACAGAGAAUGAAUUAUGUACUUGCAUUAGAAAAAGUGCAAAGAAAUAACCAUUAAGGACCACAUUGAUGGGCCAAAGGUUACAUUUUUGGUUCACAAUAAAGGUUCCUAGUGAGAUAAAGAAAAAAGAAAAUGAGGGAAUUUAU